Molecule: messenger RNA, 1311 nt
Organism: Entrophospora candida
Lineage: Eukaryota; Fungi; Glomeromycota; Glomeromycetes; Entrophosporales; Entrophosporaceae
Source: the annotation of a GenBank genome assembly
AUGGAACUUCUCCACUAUAGUUUAAUGACAUUUUUUAAUAUUACUAAUGUUUUUUCCUCGUCAUCUUCAUCUGCUGCUAUUACAUUAGGCUGUGUUGAUCGUGAAAGUCCGUUCCCUAAAAAUAAAUUAAAAAUGACAGAUUGUUUGCUAGUUACGGAAACAAAAAAACAAGCCAAUAAAAAACAAACUGGCAAUAAUGAUAUGUUCAUAUUUAAUAUUGUUAAAUGUAGCAGUGCAAAUCCAAAAUUUUGUAAUAAGGCUAAAAAAAAUUUGGAAAUUACAGGACAAAUUAUUACCAAGUUUUUAAAAUUUAAAGUGCCUGUCAUUGUAGAAGUUUCUUUCAGUCGAUUAGAUUCAGGUGUAUUAGGUUCAGCGGGACCCACUAGAUUACAUUUGAUGAAAAGUAAAGAUGGGAUAUUUAGACUGUAUCCACAAUCAUUAUUGAAACAAUUUGAACUUACAACGCAUACGGAAUAUCGACCUUCUGACAUACAAGCAGAAUUUAAUUCCAACGUUGAUUAUUGGUUUGAAGAUGAUGUGACCCCAGUUAAAAAAUCUCAGAUAGGAUUUGUUGAAUUGAUAUUACACGAACUCAUUCAUGGCUUGGGAUUUAUUUCAGCUUGGGAUUUUUAUUUCGAUGAUGUAGAAGUAUUGACUCCAUUUAUUUAUUAUCAAAAUAAAGAAUUUCACGGAUUUAUUGAAGGCAUAUUUGAUAAAUUUUUAAUAUUAUCGGAUGGAACGCCACUAACAAAUUUCACAAAUGAAUUAAAUAAAUUUGCUCCAGAAGGCACAAAAUUUGAUUCGAUGUAUGAUCUUUAUAACAAGUUUAGAGCAUCCAGUCAAUAUAAAAUUGCAACUGAUAUGUUAAAUUACAGCACGACGGCUUUAUCAUUUGGUUUCUUGCCAGAAGGUUCGGAUUACCAAACAAUUGCAACGAACAGCUCCAAAAUUAAUGAUGAAUUGUAUUAUCUGGAAACUAGUUUACGACCUUAUCUUAUGGGUUCGAGUGUCAGUCAUGUGAGUCAAGACUUGUAUGCAAAAUCUAAUGAAUUCUUGAUGACUUGGAUACAAGAUCCAGGUAGAGGGUUAAACGAUGCAAUUAAAGAUGGUGGAAAUUAUACCGGAGGAGCAAUUGGGCCUAAACUUAAAUCUGUUUUCGAAUCGAUGGGUUAUGUAAUUCGUAAUAAUUCGGAGCCCGAAAUCCCCUUGCCUGAUGAUGAUGAUAUACCAUCAAAAAGUAGUCCAAAUAAUUGGAAUAAGUUGUUGAUGAUAUUAUUGUUUAUAUUACAAUUUAUUUUUAAUUUAAUUUAA